Portunus trituberculatus (swimming crab) is the source of this 5236-nucleotide messenger RNA. Its product is annotated as serine/threonine-protein phosphatase 6 regulatory ankyrin repeat subunit B-like. The record is from RefSeq and is a predicted model, not a curated record. NCBI's taxonomy places the organism in Eukaryota, Metazoa, Arthropoda, Malacostraca, Decapoda, Portunidae. Gene Ontology annotation, molecular function: protein binding.
CAGUGGUGCAGCAGCAGCAGCAGCAUUCAACACUGCCGAGGAUGAGUGGAACUCUAUCCCACUUCCGAAGUGACCUUUCCCCGGCAAGUCUCGUGAGGUGGUACAUUAAAGAAGCAACGAGUCGGUCUGAGCUGCGUCAUGGUGAACCCCGGGGUGGCGGCCAGUGGGGGUAGCAGGGACCCCUCAGUGACCAGGCGUCGGGGCAGCGUGUUCCGCAGGGCACUCAUCUCCGUCGGAAUUGUUUCUAAAGAGGAGCGCCUGGUGGCGGCGGCGGACAGCGGGGACGCGGCUUCUGUGACCUCUCUUCUCUCUGGUGGUGCGGACGUCAACUGGCAGAACAGCCAUGGAGAAAACGCCCUCAUGUAUGCUGCCUGGCGUGGACACGAGGCUGUUGUGGCGUCGCUCCUGCAGCAUCCUGCCACGCACGUCAACCUGCAGGACGACGACGGAUGGUCUGCUUUGCUGUGGGCGGCGCACGGAGGGCACACGGGCGUGGUGCGGCUGUUCAUGGUUCACCCUGACACCGAACCAGACCUGGCCAAUAACGCCGGCGAGACGCCACUCAUGAAGGCGUCUGUACACGGCCAUGAGAGUGUAGUCAAACAGCUUCUCAGCUCCUACCGCACGUCUGUGGACAAGUGUCAUCCUGACGGGUCAACGGCCCUGCUGUGGGCAGCUGCUGGCGGCAGUGUGGAAUGCGUCUCUGCGCUCCUCGAGGCCAAACCCGACAUUGCUAAGAGGGACAAGGAUGGCAUGAACGCUCUCAUGUGGGCCGUGUCGGUGGGCCGGGCGGAGGCCACAGAGUUGUUGGUUCAAAGUGGUGUGGAUCUGUCUCAGAGAGACAACAUAGGCCGGUCUUCGCUGCUCAUGGCGGCGGAGACGGGCCAUGUGGAGGUGGCCAGCAUACUACUGCACCACGACGCCGUGGACGUCAACGCGGCAACCAAAGACAAGGUGACGCCUCUGAUGCGAGCGGCGGAGCGCGGCCACACCGUCGUGGUCAACAUGCUGUGCAAGUGUAAUGACACAGACGUCAAUUUGCAAGACAACAACGACCGCUCGGCGCUGUUUUAUGCCGCGCGUUCCGGCCACGCCGACUGUGUGUACAUUUUACUCAAGCACGGAGCCAUAAAUCCCAACCUUAGUGACCUGGAGGGUCAGACUCCUGCCAUGGUGGCCGCCAGCGUGGGCCACGAGGAGGUACUGGUGGCCCUCCUCUCUCACCAGGACACUGACAUCUCCUUAAGGACCCGAAAUGGCUUCACGGCUUUCCUUCUUGCUGCUCGGAGCGGCCAGCGCUCGGUGGUGCAGAGGCUGCUGGCACAUCUCGAGGUGGACAUAAAUGAGCAGGAUGGGGCAGGCAUGACAGCUCUGGCGUGGACAGCGAAGGCUGGCGCCGUGCAUGUGAUGGAGUUACUGCAGCAGUAUCAUUCUCUGCGACCUGACACACCAGACAGUAAUGGCCUCACACCUAUGAUGUGGGCUGCGCGAUGCAACCAGCUUUUGUCAGUUAAGACGCUUCUGAGGGAUUCUCGGAAUGACACAGAGGCGAAGGACCGGGAUGGCCGCACGGCCAUGGCAUGGGCACAGCACGAGGACCACAAAGAAGUAGCACAACUGCUGGCGCGAUAUAGCCAGCUGGCGUCGAACAGCACUGAAAGCUCCGUGGACGAUUCCUCCUCAGAGUGCUCCACACACACUCCGUCCGCCAUGACGCAGCGCUACGGGCAUCCGGUGAGCGACAUGCAAGUGGACAACAUUGGGGACGUGGUGAAGCUGCUGGAAAACGGACCGUAUGUCAGCUGGCGCCAGAAAACCGGGAAGACGUCCUUCGCUUGGGCGGUAGCCAGUGGCCAGAGUGAGGUUGUCAAGGUGUUCCUGCUCGUCCCCGGCCUAGAUGUGAACGAGAGGGACGAGCAAGGUCUCACGCCCCUUAUGGUAGCCGCUAAGAACGGACAUGUUCAAGUCCUUCACUUGCUACUUACGCACAAGGACGUUGACUACAAUAGUGUUGAUUGGCGCGGUCGAUCUACACUCAUGUUGGCAGCGGAGCACGGUCAGGUGAGGACCUUGGCUGUGCUGCUGAGGUGUCCCGAGGUGGAUGUGAACCAUCAGGACAACGCUGGCCACACGGCUCUUACCCUUACCGCUACCGCGGGCAUGUAUGAGCUGACGAGUUUGCUUUUGCAGCACAAUGCCAUCAACGUCAAUCUGGCAGCCACAGACAGGUGCAGCGCCUUGCUGUUCGCCACGCGCACCGGCCACGACGAUACCGCAGAACUUUUGAUCAAGAAUCCUAAGACAGACGUCAAUCUGGAGGACGAUUGUGGUGACACAGCGCUGCACGUGGCAGCGGGACACCACGGCAACGCGCAACUCACUCGAAUCCUGCUGCAACACUCUCAUAUUGGCGUGAACCGUCGCAAUAGCCAAGGCAGCACGGCUCUACUGCUAGCGUCCAAGAAUGGCCAUCUAAAGAGUGCCAAGUUGCUGCUGGAGCAUAAUCUCGUCGACGUGAACUCUCGGGACAACGUGAACAAGACGGCGCUCAUGUACGCCUGUAUCAUGGGCCACGAGGGCAUUGUCUGCCUCCUGUUCUCUCACCCAGACCUGGAGCCCAAUCUCCGCUGCAACGAGCAGGGAAUGUCAGCGCUGCUGCUGGCCACACGAAGUGGCCACUCGGGCCUUCUCGCUCUCCUAUGUGCCCGAAACAACAUCGACAUCAAUCAGACUGAUGACUUUCAUGCUUCGCCGCUGAUGUACGCAGUGAGGCGCGGCUCUCAGGCCUCUGUGGAGGCUCUUCUUGAUCGCCCUGACAUAGACAUUAACAUAAGUGACGCGGAAGGCAAGACUCCACUGCUACGGGCCUUGGCAGACAACCUCUACUCCUUGGCCAUGCUGCUGCUGGCCAGACCUGAUGUUGAUGUCAAUUCACGCACGCUGGAGUCCAAGACUGCGCUUAUGUACACAGCUACAUACCCAGAGGGCCUGCCCGCACUCAGGCUCAUGCUGGCCAUCCGUGGCGUGGAGUUAAACGCCGCUGACGAACAGUCGUGCACGGCGUUGCUUCACGCGUGUAAGUGUGGCAACGUGGAGGCGGCGCUGGCGAUGGUGGAGACUGAAGGCGUGGACCUGGAGCUACGGGACGACCAGGGCAUGACGGCACUCAUGUGGGCGGCGCUGCUCGGCUUCCGUGUCAUCGUGCAGGCACUGCUGCAGGUGAGGACGUUGGAGGUGAACACGUUGAGUCCUGACGGACUGUCGGCGCUGGGCCUGGCGUGCGAGGCGGGCCACGUGGACGUGGUGCAGCAGCUCCUUUCGCACGCUGCCGUGGACGUGAACGCCGGGGACGCCGCGGGACGCACGCCCCUCGUGGCGGCUCUCGAGCGGUCCCAACACGAGUGUGUGCGAGUGUUGCUGCAGCACCCGUCCCACUCCCUCUCCCGCGCCGGUGUGCGCCCGCCCUACCUGCCGCCUACCCUCAAGGCCAUGGUCAAUCUAUACCGAAACAACAACCAGGUGCGUCACGCUCUGGUGCUAAGCGCCCCGCCGCCCUCAUUAGUGCUGGACGGAGCCACACGUGCUGGGGAUGCCUGUGUCGCAGGAGGCGGUGAGGUGGCGUCUGUUCUGCUCUCUCUUCCACGUCCGUUCCAGGUGGUGCAGCACGUGUUGCGACGAGCCUCCCCAGAGUCCUUAGCCAAGCAGGUGCACACCUUUGCUGACAAGAUCCACUCGGGAGAAGAAGGUGCUGUCGUUUUAUACAUCAGCGGCGAGAUCCUGGUGACUCCGGAAGGUCCCGCCCUGUGCCUCCCUUCAGCUCAGCCCGCGCCCACCAAUGUUCUCCUCUCCUCUCUGGUGAACGCCCUCGCCGCCGUGCCCACACUGGUGCUGUUGCUGGACGCUGUGGCAGUCAGGGUCGAUGAGGCGGCCUCUCAGAGUGCUCGUUCUAAUCCCCACGCCCACAUCCUGCCACCGCUGCUUCAUCCGAACAUGGCGGCGGUGGGCGGAGCCUCAACGGAACGGCUGCAGGUGGUUGGCUCUCGGUGCUCUGCCUUCAGUGCUGAGCUGGCCAGGGAAAUCCUUCACGGCGUCACGAUGCAGCAGCUACACCAAAGAACCAAUCAGCAACUGACCGCGGCUCUUCGUACUAAUGCUUCUAGCCCCUCGCCGCCUGUUACACUGUUCUCUAAUCUAUCACAGGACUGGCUCUUCUGAAGUUCCUGACAGCCUCUGAACUCUCCCUGGAUAGCGAAAUUCCCAACCACUUACUCAAAGUCACUCUUGUGUUGCUCCACGCUUGUCGGUGCUGGGCGCGGUAACAGUCCCAUAGUGGCGGCCUCGGGACGACAGAGUGGCAUCGCACCAAGCGCUCACCACAGGAAGGGAAACUAUUGCCAAAAUAUUUCAGAAGGGAUUUGUACCUUCUCUUGAAAGUGCUCACAUCCCAGAUACCGAAAAGAUAUUUUACUAGUGUGAGCAAGUGCACCUCAAGGGACAUUUCAGAAUGAUUUUGUGUUACCUAUCUAUCUAUCUAUCUGUGUCUCUCUGUGUGUCAAUAUCAAACUCCUGUUCUUAUGAACGGGAUCGGUGUAGUAAGAUUUUACAGGGAACCAACUACCAGCCUCGCAGAUUGCGGGGCGUGUGACCACAGCAAGCCUGCCUGACAGGGAUUACUGCUGGAACUAUUGUCGCAACACUUGGCGCUCAUUGGUCGGUUAAUCGGAGAUACCUCAAGGUCCCAAAAACAGAGCUAACAGUUUUCACACCAGCUGUCCCUCACGCCACCCCUGCCACAUCCACGGACACUUACUGUCAUUGUUAUCAUUAUCACUAAGCACUGUCCUGGUAGUUCAUGUUCCUGACUUACAACUGAGGAAACUUUAGCUGGAUUCCUUAUAAGUUGAUCAAAAUAAUUCAUACUAUUCCCCUUCUGCUGUAGCCCUUCUUCGCAGGAGCCUGGUGGAAGUUAGAUACGAGACCUCGCUUGCUGGCAAAAGAGUAAGCCCAACAAUUCUGCAUUCAAUGUGUGUGUGUGUGUGUGUGUGUGUGUGUGUGUGUGUGGUUCUGUGGGUGCAGAAGGCCGCAGCUGUAGUCCUAUGUUGUGGCUGCGUGUGCAAAGUGUGUGUAGUGUGAGUGGGGUCUGUACCACAAGAGGUCGGAUAGAUAAGGUCCUCGCCACGCCGCUAUAAUAUGUCCAAACAAGUAUUGUACGCAAGAUUGUAACUGUUAUUUUUUA